AUGUUGACAUUUCUUCGGAAAUACCGCUCUUGCAACAUUACGCGGCGUUUUUUGUGGGUGUUAAAAUUAUCAGUGCCGCAACAGUGUCAUUGUUCAUUGUUGUGUAGAACAACUUCUGUUUUAUUCUUAAUUUACCAGUAAAAAGUUGUCGGAACACUCCUAAUUGCCGGAGAAAUUUCUUCAGCAGUUAACAUGGCAGCAGCAUCGGGAUCUGUCUUUGCUUUUCUGGGUCCCUUGGAAGCAUGCUUUGCUUUGAUCGGAACACUGAUUGUGAUCUCUUUUGUGAUAUGCACGUUGUAUUUCUUGGGGAAGAACAUUUACGUGUUUUUCUUUGCUGAACGCCUUGGGCAUACCGUGGAUUUCAAGAAUCUUGGAGAAUGGGCUGUUGUGACGGGGGCUACGGAUGGGAUUGGGAAGGGAUACGCUCUGGAUUUGGCGCGGAGAGGUUGCAACAUCAUUUUGAUUAGUCGGUCGGAAGAGAAGCUGCGCAAUGUUGCGAAAGAAAUUGCUUCGAAGUAUAAUGUGCGGACACGCAUCGUUGUGGCCGAUUUUUCUUCGGAUGAGACGAUCUACGACAAAAUUAAAUCGGAUCUCGAAGGACUGGAAAUUGGAACGCUGAUUAACAACGUUGGUGUGGGUGCCCCGUAUCCGGAAUAUUUUCACAGAAUGGUCGGUGGCGAUCAGACUGCGUUGAAUAUGAUUCGCGUCAACUGUGUCGCACAGACCUUGAUGACGCGGAUUAUCUUGCCGCAAAUGGUCGCUCGAAAGAAAGGAGUCAUUGUCCACUUGUCUUCUGGUGCCGGAAGUGCUCCCGUUCCUAUGCUUGCCGAAUAUUCCGCCACGAAAGCAUUCAAUGAUUUCUUGGGACGGGCGUUGCAGCAGGAGUAUGAGGACCAAGGCAUUAUUUCUCAAGUAAUUAUGCCUUACGUGGUGGCCACGAACAUGUCGGGAAUGAAGAAGACGAAUUUAUUUAUUCUGGAAUCCGAAAGCUAUGCUCGAAGCUGCUUGAAUAGCGUUGGAUUUCUCCCGCGCACAAAUGGCCACCCGUCCCACUGCAUCCAGAACUGGUUAGGCUCGAUGAUUCCCUACUUUUUGCGCGCUAGAUUGAUGCGCUCUAUGAUGGAAAAGUGGCGAGAUAUGUCGAUUGCUAAACUGAAAAAGAAGGGCGAAUAUAAAGGCGAAUAACUUGAACGUCUGCAACACCUAUAAUUAUUAUUAUUGGUUUUUCGUUGAAGUCCGGUUUUUUGUGUUUGUGGUAGCCUCGACGUUUUCAGGUGUCAGACUUUUCUUUCAGCUCAUCCUAAUUGCAGUUUGAGAGUACCGGGUACGCUUGAUUUUUUCGAUUCCUUCGUAUUUUUCUUGUUAGUGACAUAUUUACCACUGGAAGUCGCCACCUUGAAAUUUGAUUUUUCUCGGCGCUGACGGUUACGGGUGAGGGUUUUGAUUGCAAUAAAUUUUUAGUGCUUCUGGAA
This is a messenger RNA of Paramacrobiotus metropolitanus, 1472 nucleotides long. Its product is annotated as very-long-chain 3-oxoacyl-CoA reductase-like. Gene Ontology annotation, molecular function: oxidoreductase activity. Lineage: Eukaryota; Metazoa; Tardigrada; Eutardigrada; Parachela; Macrobiotidae. The record is from RefSeq and is a predicted model, not a curated record. The transcript has 8 exons. Gene Ontology annotation, cellular component: endoplasmic reticulum. The coding region runs from base 193 to 1185 and encodes 330 amino acids.